AUGAGGAGGAAACGAACGGAGGAUGAUAAGAAAAAGAAAAGGAUCGGAGGUGAACAAAAGACGGCGGUUCGAGAGAGGAAGGGAAAGGGUGAGAGAGGCGGGGAAGAGGUCAGAAAAGAAGAAAUGGAACAGCGAAUCGUUCCUCGGGAUGCACACUCCUCGACAAGGAAGAAAGGAGUCUGUGCGAGAAGAAACGAGUAUCGCGGACCAAAGGACGAGGAAGAAGAAGAAGAAGACGAAGAAGGAAGUAGAGAAGCAAGAAGAAGAAGCAGAAGAAGAAGAGGAAAGAAGGGAGCCAAGGUAAAAGGGAGACGUGCGAGAGGAGGCGAGGGGACGAGGUCUGGGUUGGGUAAGGUGAGGGCUCCUACGGAGGCCAGUUCUCUCCUUCGAGUUGCACGCUUAUCUCGUCCUCGUCGUCAUCGUGGUGUACGACCUCAGAAUCGUGGUAUCGCGAACGUUCGUCUACUUCGCGGGUGGAUGUCGGCUAGCAGGAAGAACAGGAUGACCCUGGCCAGCCUGGGUGGAAUCCUCGCCGUCCUGCUGCUCGUGCUGCUGGAGACCUCGUGGACCAGGGCCAAGCCUCAGCAGAUCAAACCGGGGUGCAGGUACGAGGGUCGCAGAUACCAGGAGGGCACGUCGGUGGUCACGUCCGAGCCCUGUUUGCAGUGCAGGUGCAGCGAGGGCGCGCUCAGAUGUCGUCUUCGAGUUUGUCCACGGCUGCCAAACCCACCACCCGCCGGAUGUCGCGUCCGUUCACCAGGGGAGAACGUCUGUUGCGCGGAAUUAGUUUGCGGCGAGACACGUGAUGCCGUGAGCAUGCUACGGAGAUCCAACGCUCACGUGGAAGAAGAUGAGAAGACGGAGGAUCAGCAGAAUCCUCGUUUUGAGGGUUGCCUGCACGAGGGCGUGAGGUACGGGCCCGGCUCGGCGAUGAUGGGCUCACGUAGAUGCGAGUACUGCUACUGCAUCUCUGGCGCGAGAAGAUGCAUCAGACCAAAGUGCCUGCUGCCCCUGCCAGGAUGCACUCCACUCUACGCCCCGCACUCCUGCUGCCCUGUUGCCUACAAUUGCACCCAUCUCCAUUCCUCCACGCUGGCGCCUAUCACGGGAAACGGGUGCCGCGUGGGCUCGAGGGUGUACGAGGAGGGUGAGAUGGUCCGGGACAUCGAGUGGAAGGCCGCCUGCGACAAUUGUUUCUGCGCGAUGGGCGCGGUGCGCUGCGUGCCGCUCGCCUGCGCGCCUCCUCUUCAAGGCUGCAGCCCGAUCGUACGCGAGGGACACUGCUGUCCGUCCACCUACAACUGCAGCGGUAGCAUCGAGGUUAAGGCCACCCAGAACUACGCCUCGUACGCGUUCAUCAGCAAGGACUACGCCAAGUUUCGCAAGGAGACCAAUUUCUUUCCGGCAGUCGAUCAGAUAACGAAUCCUCCGGUGGAGGGACGAGGUCAUCGAGUGGUCGAGGAACGAAUCGAUUCGAGCACAAAGGAGCUCGAGGAGGAGUCUUCGAUCGCGACCGAUUCCACGUCCUGGCCGUCCACCUUCGAGACCGACAUCAUGGACAACGAGAUCCUCGAGACGGUGGACUACGUGAAAUCCAGCCCGGAAAUCCCCACCACCACUGCUGGUACCGUUGAAGAGUCAACGGCGAGCGUCGAUUCGACCACUCUGGAAUCGACUCUGUCGAUCAUGGACGACGAUCUCGGCAACGACUCGUCGACGAUUUCCUCGACGAACAGCGUCGGCGAGUCGACGACGAUCAGCUUGAUCGAGGAUCUGUCAACGGCGGACGACACGACCACUACGAGCACGACUACGGAAUCGACGACCCUUUUGCCGGAAGCGACCGGAAACGACACGGUGACGGAGCUACAGGAGGUGGAGAAGAUGCGCGACGUGACCGUGAGGAACAAGAAUACAACCUCGACGACGAGCGUAGAGCUCGAGCAGGAUUUCGAGCACGCCAACUCCACGGCGGAACCGGCCGAGACCACGGAGUCGAUGGGCAAAGGGUCCGUCACCAGGCCGUCAUCCACCGUGUUAAUGCCGGACGACAUCCUGGUGAUGAACGUGACUGUGAAAACGAACGUCUCGGUGGGUCACAUACAGGGUGUCACGAUCAAUCCGAUUAGAUCGAUCCCGCCGGACGUAGAGGCCAUUCUGAACAUCACUCAUCGGGAGAAGGGGGAGGAUUAUGAUUACGACUACAGCGAGCCGACUUUGCCACCGUCGUUACCGAAUGUCAGGAUAAUUCCCUUCGUGGCAGCGGACGCGCUGGUGAAAGACAAGACGGUCCCGUCCCCGGUCACCGGAUAUCCUUCCGGUUCGGUGGUGGUGCCUCCGGAGCUGCGGCCCACCGACACCUCGGGAUUUUACGAUAUCGCCACUCAGGAAAACAGAUUCAGUCCGCCGGUGGAGACCGAAGGUGGAUUCGUGCCGAGGGAACCGCCCUAUUUCGACGCUCCUUACCACUCUACCGAUCUGAAUCUUGAAAUCGGGACAGGCGUCACCGUGGUUCCGGCAACAAUCACGAAUCCUCAUCGCAAAAGCGACGCCAGCAACUGUCUCUUCGAGAAUAUGGAGUACCGUCACGGGGAGAUUCUGCCGAGCAGCAGUAUCUGCGUGAUUUGCAUGUGCUACUACGGCGAGGUGGUGUGCUCCUCGGAAAAAUGUCCGCCUCUGAAGAUCGGAUGUAGAAGGAUCAACACCGAGGAGACGUGUUGCGGAAAAAUCGUCUGUGUGGAGGCUGAAGAAUCGCCAACCGUGGUGCUAGACCGUGCCGACGCCACUGCACCGUCUCUCCAUCAGCCAAUAGUGUCUCCGGAUCCAUUCCGCGACGUGAUCAAGACGGAACCAGCUCCGGAUUUGCCUUCCCUCAUCGAGGACAUGAUCCCCUAUCUGCAUUCGUCGAAUUUCGAUUUCGUCGACAAAUUGGUUCUUCUGCGUCCACCGUAUAGACCAGAAGAAGACCCAGACAGACAGAUCCCGAAGAAUAAAUACAACGUUGCUCAAGAGGGCCACCUGCAAGAAGGGAUCGCCUCGAGUUACAAUUCCAAGGAAUCAGAACAGUCUCUGGAUCACGUCUCUGAGCCGGUUCCUCAUAGAAUCGGCCCCCUGAUGGUGGACCAUACUACCAAGAAACAGGAAGACCGUUUUGUACCUUCCACCAACGCGACAAAUCCUAUUUCUGCGAAGCUAGACACCUCAAAGAUCAACGACACCGAUAUUUCAUCUGGAUCUAAGGUCCCAGAUCAGUCGAUAGAGAUCAACGACUCGAAGCUUCAUUCUACCACCGGUGGACCGGUCUCUAAACCUAACCCAGAUCUAGAGGACCCUAUAUUCUCCUUAGACAGCGUCCUAGAUCUUCUGUUCUCCUCGGACACGAUUAACGACCCAGGUAACAAGGCUACGAAGGCACCAGAGCCCUCGACCACCAGCAGGUCGACCACUGAUACCAACCACGAGUCAGAGAACGAGAACGUGUCUUCCAAAACGAGUCCCAAGACGCUGGAUCCCGUGACGGAGGCUGCACCGCCAUCCAAGGUCCUGGAGAACGAGAUCCCCAUGUCCGUGGCGAGUUUGCUGAAGCUGGCCGGUUGCAACAUCUACGGCAGGAUGUAUCGCGUCGGCAGGAUCAUCACCGAGCUGUCUGGACCUUGCCUGGAGUGUAGGUGCACGGAGAUCGGGGUGCAGUGUAAGCAGCUCAAGUGUUGA
Messenger RNA from Eufriesea mexicana, 3711 nucleotides. RefSeq lists its product as uncharacterized. NCBI's taxonomy places the organism in Eukaryota, Metazoa, Arthropoda, Insecta, Hymenoptera, Apidae. Gene Ontology annotation, cellular component: extracellular region. The record is from RefSeq and is a predicted model, not a curated record. Gene Ontology annotation, molecular function: protein binding.